CAAAAGGAGCAGCUUCCUGUUUACCAGCCAGCCUGAGACAAAGUGGCUGUGCUUCCCGGCUGUGCGGCACUUGGCUCACAGGCCGGGUUCUGUCCGUCAGGACGGCGGCCUGAAUGCUUGCUCUGUGCUCAGCCGGCGCCCCCACGGCCUGGGGCCUGGAUGCAGGCCACCCUCGGGAGGGCCCUUCUGCCUGGGCUCCAGAACCGCCCCUGGUGUCCUCAAGGGGUGGCGGCCUCCUUAGUGUGCCUUCCCAUGGGGCCCCGUCCAGGCAGAGGCCUUUGCUGGAACCUGAAUCUAACCAUAAAUUCGUGUCUUUUGUUUUUCAGUCUCCAGGAAGCAGGAUGUCAGUGCCUCUGGGGAAACUGGUCUUUUUCAGCAGCGUGGCCACUAGCGGGACGUGCACCCUCUUGUAUUUCCUGAUACAGAAAAUGUUCUCUAGGGCUUCCUAUUACCAGCUGGCACUGGAGCAUCUGCACAGCCACGCUGAGGCCCUGGAAGCCCUGGGCACCCCUCUCAGCGUUCACUAUCUCCAGCUUACCGACAAGUACAACUUUGAGGACAUCGCCGAUGCCCAGCUGAAGAUUCCUGUCUCUGGACCCAAGUCGGAGGGCCACCUCUACGUCAGCUCGUCCAGAGAGGGCCCCUUUAGGAGGGCAGUGCCAUCGUCUCUCCCGUGCUGUUGGAUUUGGAGAAGCUGACGGUGGUGGGUCUAGUUCAAGCACUGCUGCCUCCGUCGCGACAGAUGAAGAAAGGCGGGGCCUCCUGUUCCAGGAUUAUUCAUCGCAUUCUCUGCAUCAGCUCUCCACCCCGUUCAGUGGCUUUUCUUGUCUGGUGGCCAGUAGCUCUCUCAGAGAUGUUUGCGGUUGAGCCAGGAUGGGUUUUAAUUCCCGAGGACACAAGGAGAAGGCAGCCCCCCAGACUCGCUGACCCUGAGCCCGGGGUUAGUGAGGAGCCGGAGGUCGAGGGGAGUGAGGCAGCUGGGCAUUGCUCAGCCCACCUUUGUGGUGAUGCUGGUUAGGCGAUGAGAGCCCAGAAUGAAGGGGUGGGACGUUGUUAGCAUGGCGCUACCAUAAAACAGUGUCUAAAAAGUUUAGGACACUCGUCCAAACACCUGUUUUUCUUCUUCUUGACCUUGUCAUUUGCCUCAACGUUUCACUGAUGCCAGACUGACUUCCGCUUC
Phacochoerus africanus (Common warthog) is the source of this 1180-nucleotide messenger RNA. Its product is annotated as cytochrome c oxidase assembly factor 1 homolog. Bases 114 to 698 code for a protein of 194 amino acids. Gene Ontology annotation, cellular component: mitochondrial inner membrane. Lineage: Eukaryota; Metazoa; Chordata; Mammalia; Artiodactyla; Suidae. The transcript has 4 exons. Gene Ontology annotation, biological process: mitochondrial respiratory chain complex I assembly; mitochondrial respiratory chain complex IV assembly. The record is from RefSeq and is a predicted model, not a curated record.